Belonocnema kinseyi is the source of this 787-nucleotide messenger RNA. RefSeq lists its product as uncharacterized. The transcript is spliced from 4 exons. The record is from RefSeq and is a predicted model, not a curated record. The coding region runs from base 85 to 744 and encodes 219 amino acids. NCBI's taxonomy places the organism in Eukaryota, Metazoa, Arthropoda, Insecta, Hymenoptera, Cynipidae.
CCAACGCAUUCCUAAUAAAAGCCGCAGUUGUUUCCAUUGGAUUUCAGUUUGUGGCAAACCACUGGUUGAAUAAUAAGUGAAAUCAUGAAUUUCGCCAUUCUUUAUAUUUUGUCUGCUUUCUGUGUUUUUUACGCGAAAAGCGAUUCCAUAAGUGAAUUUAAGGCUGUAGCAGAUGAGACAACUCAAAAUAUAGUUGAUUAUGAUCGACAGCUUAACACUUGGAUUCUAGUUACGUUAAGUAUUUUAAAAGAUACGACAACAGAAGCUUUAGGUGAAUCAUGGAAAGCUACGUUCAACCUUACAGAUAUCCUCACAGAAAAAUCAAAAACAAAAGAAGAGAAGGAUUGUAUUGCCUCUCAAAAAAGCAAUUUACGACAAAUAAUUGAAGGAGCGGUUUUCAAACUUGACAAGUGUGUCCGGAAUUCUUUGGAGAUUGGUGAACCAACUCGAAAAAACAUUCAAGGGGCACAUCAGGCAUGUAUAAAGAUCCAGGACGACUUGAACCAGCUGAAAAAUACUUGUGGAGCAAAGACUGAAAAGCAAGAAGAAUGUAUUUCUCUUAAAGUAGAUGAACUUAAAUCUUCUCUAAAGGGAAUCCAGGGGCAAGUGGAAAUUUACAACAUUCAAGCGGGCACCAUAAAACCUAGAAUAUUGAGUGACGUGAUGCAUUGCAAUGCAAAGAUUUUGACCGAAAUACACGAGUCAGUAACAAAUAUCCAAGAAACUCUUAAGAAAUGUCUUUAAUUUAAAAUAUAAAUAUUGAAAUAAAGAAAAUUUUAUUAAAAAA